Rotaria socialis is the source of this 966-nucleotide messenger RNA. The record is from the annotation of a GenBank genome assembly. NCBI's taxonomy places the organism in Eukaryota, Metazoa, Rotifera, Eurotatoria, Philodinida, Philodinidae.
AUGGGUAGUCUUCUCGGUCAUAUUGUACCCGGAACAUUUUUCGCACUAUUUGCCUUAUGGUGGGGUUUUAGUAUUGCAAUAAAAUACUACCAUUUACAUCAACGAAAAAAAAAUUGGAAAAAAUCAAAAAUUUAUUAUGCAAAAACAACAUUCCCUUGUUUAUGCUUUUAUUCGGCUGAAAAAAUUCCACUGGAGUCUUAUGUAAAAAUUGUUUGUGCAACUAUUGGCAUGUUAGGAGAGUUGAUAACCGGUUUUACACAUUUAUAUGAUGAAAAAUUGAAACGAAAAGUAUGGGGUUUUGGUGAAAAUAAUACUCAACAUAUAACUAUGUUCCUUGGAUUUGCAUUGGCUUCUGUUUUCGAAAUAGUUGCUCAUUAUAAAUAUUCUAUGCCUGAUGGUAUUGAGUUCUUAGCAAAUAUUUUAGCUUUUGGUAUUGAAGCUUUUUUAUUUCAUUUUCAUCUUCAUGGAAGAAAUGAAGUUGAUGUUCAUGUUCACGUCUUACUUCUCUAUGCUAUUAUAUUUUGUUUAAUUGCUGCUAUUUGGGAAUAUAACAGACCAAAUCAAAUAUUAGCAACUUAUGCAAGAAUUAUUGGAACAUUACUGCAAGGAUUUUGGUUUUAUGUAGUCGGCUUUAUUCUUUAUUUUCCAUCGAGUGAUCCUUAUUGGAUAUGGCCGCCUAGCCAUGGAAAUAUAUUAUUACUGACUGUUACGUUUGUAUGGGCUGCAAUUAUUGCUUGUUUUGUUAUAUUUCUUGAAUCAACGAUCGUUUGGUAUAUUUUAAAACGAAGAUAUUCUCAUCAUACUGUUGAAGUAUAUAAUGAACAUUUUAUUCCGAGUUCUAUGAUUCCAAGUAGUGAUAAUGAAGACAACGAUGAUGAUGAUGAUGGUAAUGAAGGUCGCUUUGAAUUCGAACAACAACAACAACAACAACAAAAGAAACAGUUUUAUAACGAAGCGUGCGCCUAA